Tuber melanosporum (Perigord truffle) is the source of this 2743-nucleotide messenger RNA. RefSeq lists its product as uncharacterized. The transcript has 7 exons. The coding region runs from base 1 to 1701 and encodes 566 amino acids. Gene Ontology annotation, molecular function: CoA-ligase activity. Gene Ontology annotation, biological process: secondary metabolic process. The record is from RefSeq and is a predicted model, not a curated record. Lineage: Eukaryota; Fungi; Ascomycota; Pezizomycetes; Pezizales; Tuberaceae.
AUGGAGCCGGCAUUCUUUAAAGGACCUGCUCCGCCGCCGAUACCCACGAAGGAUAUCCUAUCAUGGAUUUUCGAUGAACCAAGAUGUGAGGAUGAUCAGAAAAUCCUGAUUGACGCGAAUAAUGACUCCCGCUACGUAACCUUCGGCCACGCCCGGAACACAAUCCGGAGAUUGAUCAAAGGCUUAAAGGCGGCGGGAAUGGGAAAAGGGGAUUGCGUGCUUAUACAUUCUUUCAACGAUAUUUACUACCCCAUCCUCGGCCUCUCCAUAAUCGGUGCCGGCGGGGUAUUUGCGGGCUCGAACCCGUCGUACACUCCUCGGGAAUUGAUUCACCAUAUCGCGACGUCGCAAACGAGGAUCGUGAUUUCCGAGCCGGAAUUGCUGGUGAAUGUUCGGGCGGCGAUUGAGGGGUUGCCGGAGGGGAGUGUUAAAGCGGUGUAUGUGUUCAAUCCCAGGGAGGGACAGAGCGUUCCUCCUGGGGAGAUAUCAUGGGAGGAGUUACUCAAUGCUGGGGGAAAGGAAGGGGAGGAUUGGGUAAGGUUCGAUGAUAAAGAAACGGCCGAGAACACAGUUGCCUGUAGACUCUUUAGCAGCGGAACGUCGGGGUUACCGAAGGGAGUGGAAAUCACGCAUUACAACAUUGUAGCGCAGCACGAACUCGCGCAUGAGACCGAAAAUGGACUCGAAGGGCAAAUCUGGACCCUAAAACUCCCCAUGUUCCACGUCGCCAACGUCCCCCUGGUCUUCACGAGUAUGUUCCGAAAGCCCUCGACCGGAUACGUCCUCCGGAGGUUCGACAUGGAAAACUGGCUCUCCACUGUGGAAAAGUACAAAGCAACUCACACCUCCCUCCCGCCCAUCAUCGCCACCGGGAUCAUUAAAUCCCCGCUAACGGAUAGGUACGAUAUUUCGUCGUUGAGGAUGGUGAUUUCGUCUGCGUGGGCAUUGAACCCCGAUAUCCAGAGGACGUUGAUCCGGAAGAUCAAACCUGUGAAGGGACCAGAAGAGAACGAACCAAGGAUUACCCAGCUAUGGGGAAUGACCGAGGCGACUUGCAUCGUGACUAAAUUUAAUCACCCAGAACUCGACGGUACUGGGAGCGUAGGGAGAUUGAUACCGGGUAUUGAAGCUAAGAUCGUAGACGACGAAGGAGCAGACAUCAGCGACUACAAUGCCACUGGCGAAAUAUGCCUACGCGGUCCGACAAUCGUAAAGGGCUACUUCGGGAACCCGGACGCUACCCGCACCUCCUGGGACCAGGGCGGAUUCUAUCACACUGGCGAUGUAGGGUACUGUGAUCGGGAAACCAAGAAAUGGUACCUGAUAGACAGGAAAAAGGAACUUAUCAAAGUCCGCGGUUUCCAGGUCGCUCCGGUAGAACUAGAGGGCAUACUGCUGGCCCACCCGCAGAUACUAGACGCAGCGGUGAUAGGUGUUAUCCUAGAGGAGUAUGGAAGCGAGCUUCCGAGGGCAUACAUCGUUCUGCGCCCCAGGAGCACCGCAGACGAGACGACGCCGUUAGAUGAGGAUGGGGUGAAAGAGUUUGUCAAGAGUCAAGUCGCGACGUACAAGAGGCUUGAAGGGGGGGUUGUCUUUGUGGACACGAUCCCGAAGAAUGCUACGGGGAAGGUGCUCAAGGGGGUCUUGAGGGAGUGGGCUGGGAGUGAGGUUGGGAGGGUUGGUGGUGGUGGUGGGUGUUAGGUGUUAGGGGGUGCAUUCGGGAUAUUUGUUAUUGUGGUUCAGUUCAGUGGUUCAGUGUUUUGUUGCGGGUCCUACUUCCAAGUACCUUAGCAGACUGAUGCGGUAGACAAGAAACGAACAUUAUUACCGUAUGAUACAUCACGAGGCACGUGCCUGGGCAUAUACUCGUAGCCAGAAUCCACGACCUUUUCGCCCCGGAGAAUCCCCCCCCAACACUAUGUAACCGACCCCAUAUCACACCAUCCUGCCCCCACUUCUCCUCUCCCUGAUUUGAAGAAUUUUCUCACCCUUCCCACCCCGCAAUGUCGCGUCUGUCAAUCCCUCACCCGCUCGCGUGUAGUGUGCAGGAUCCAUGCCAGUACGAGCACAGUGACCUUCCUUGAGCUGCCACCCCCCGUCCUCGGCCAGCUGUCCGACCGUUAAAGUUACUGGGAACUCGAAUGCCCUUCCCACCCACCGGGGCACUGUGCUACCGGCCCAUGUACACGUACGAGAACUCGAGUACUAGCACAGUAAUACACAGUAAUACCGUGCUGUGGUACAGCACUUGAGCAGCUCUCCCACCAAAGGCCCUUGUUCGUCACCCGUGCAUUUUCGUCGUUCCCCCCAGCGCAGCUACUUGUACCCGAGUGCUGGUGCAGCAGCAGUUCAUAUCCAACCACAUGGCCUGCCUGUCUGCAGCAGAAUGUCACGGCACUGAAGGGUUAGAAUAACCUACCGGUACUGUAGAAUCUCCGCAGGCCGUUGGAGUUGGCUCUCCCGGUAAGGCCGUUGUAUCCAUCCCUCCUUCUCACCCUUCUCAGCUGAGGGCUGAAGGGAAUACAGUACCGGUAUUUUCGCUGUGCUCCCCCCUUAAUCCGAAGGGGGAAAUCCUGGACGUCCCAGCAUCCUUCUGGAUUAUUCCGGCUUUUACCGUACCGGUACUGUACUCGAGUACUAGUACUCGUACUCGAGUAGCGUUAUGAGUCGCAGGGCAUUCUGGGGUCUUGUGGGACCCAAGACGGGAUUUGCCGGUGGUUUCUGGAUACCGGUAGUCCACCCA